AUGGAUCGCAGUUUGGACGAGAUCAUCGCUGAAGACACGGUAAGGCUCCAGAGAGCAAUAAAACCACAAAGGCGCGCAAUUAACUCACUCAAUUGCAGCGGAACCCUGGUCGCCCUUCAGGCGGUGGUGGUCCUCGUCGUCACAACAACCCCGGCCGUCGCCAUGAGCGCGAUGGCGUCAGAAAGGUCCGCCCUCCUUUUCCUCCUCUGCGAAUUCUCUUCUUGCUCCGUGACAAUCGUAGCCAGUCCUCUGGGCCGUUGGAGACUUGCCAACGAACACGCCACGGCAAAGACAUGGAACAGAACUUUGCACGAUAUCCCAUCUGACUUGGAGCUAACGCUAAGUCUUUUCGAUAACUACAGCCAUACACUUCGGACCGUGUCGAUCUCAACCUCCCGCCCGUCCCGUGGAGGCCGCAGAGGCCGCGACGGAUAUGAUUCCGAUCGCUCUAGCACACUGACCAAGGUUCGCGUGGAUAACCUUCACUACGACAUCACCGAAACCGAUCUCGACGAUCUCUUCGGUCGAAUUGGACCUGUUUCUGAACUUACUGUCUCUUACGACCGCGCUGGACGCUCCGAGGGAGUUGCUUUCGUUACAUACGCCCGCCUGAAAGACGCACACACCUCCAUUCAGGAGUAUGAUGGAGCCAACGCCAAGGGUCAACCCAUCCGUCUUUCUCUUAUCCCCGGCCGCCGUGAACGUAACCCACUCGACUCCGCGCAACGCCCUAGACCCAGCCUCUUGGACCGCGUCCAGCGUCCCCGCGACGAUCGCAGCAUGAGCCCAGAUGACAACGCAGAUGGUCGACGCCGCCGUGGUGGUGGCCGUCCUCAUCGCAGCGACGUCACCAAGCCCGCCCCAGACAACAUCGACCGUUACGUCCCGGGACAACGCUCCAACCAGCGCUCCCCUAACCGCCGCGGCGGAGGCAGACGUGGACGCGACAACCGCUCGCAACAAGCUGAUGGAUCCAACCGCCGAUCCAAUCCCCGUCCGCGCAAGACCCAGGAGGAGUUGGACCAGGAGAUGGAAGAUUACUGGGGUGGUGCGAACAAUGGCGGUGAAGCAGCUGCCCCCGCUCAGGAUGUCCCUCAGCAGACUGCUCCAGCGCCAAGCGCACCGGCUGCCGAUGAUGAUAUCGAUAUGAUUGAGUAA
Penicillium egyptiacum is the source of this 1158-nucleotide messenger RNA. Lineage: Eukaryota; Fungi; Ascomycota; Eurotiomycetes; Eurotiales; Aspergillaceae. The record is from the annotation of a GenBank genome assembly.